UGGCGCUGUACGUGUAGUCUCGCAGUGUUACGGUCGGGAAUUCACGCGGCCCUGUGUUUGUAGCUCUCAGCUAUGAGAAGACUUCUUUAGACACAUGGAGCCCAUACGCUUUAGACCACCACUGUAUGAACAGCGAUAUGAAUUUGUGAAAUCUUAUAUUCAUACUCACAAACCCCAAAAGGUUGCAGAUUUGGGAUGCAGUGAAUGCUCACUUCUGCACAAGCUGAAGUUUCAAGACUGCAUUGAGGAGCUUGUUGGUGUGGACAUUGAUGAGGAUGUAUUGAAAAGGAAAGGGUACACCUUAACUCCUCUCCCAAUGCAUUACCUGGAGCCUCUGGAAAGGCCAUUGACUGUGACUUUGUAUCAUGGAUCGGUGUCUGAGAAGGACCCUGCUCUGCUUGGUUUUGAUCUGAUAACUUGCAUUGAGCUGAUCGAACACCUGGAAUCUGAUGUCCUUGAAGAAUUCCAGGAUGUACUGUUCGGUUUUAUGGCUCCUAAUGCUGCAGUGAUCAGCACUCCAAAUGUUGAGUUUAAUGUCUUACUGUCUGAAAAUCCACGCUUCAGACACCCAGACCACAAGUUUGAGUGGAACAGAAAAGAAUUUCAGAGCUGGGCAAUGAAUAUAUCUAGACAGUAUAAUUACACAGUAGAGUUUACUGGGGUUGGAGAGGCAAAACCAGAAAGUAAAGACGUUGGUUACUGCUCCCAAAUUGGAAUAUUCAGGAAGAACUACACCGAGAGCGAGGAAUCCAUGAAUAACAAAAAGAACUACAAAAAUUGUUAUAAAAGAGUUCUUCAGGUAGUAUAUCCAAGUAUUCGAGAGGAGAAAUACCUACGUAACGUAGUACUGAACAUUGCUCUCUCCCAUGCAAACCGAAUGAAAAGCAACUUUAUACAAAAUCUUUUUCCUGAAGAAGAGGACAAGACCAACACAGCAGACAAUGAAAAGGAGCCAUAUGUAAUGUCGCAUUGGUGUUCUAGUCUUCAAAAUCUAGCAGAAACUAUGGAGAGCAAAGACAAUCCACCAUACCUGGAAGGAGAUGCUAUUCAUGUACCACUUCAAACUCUUUUUUCUAUUCCUAAGGUGAAGAAACUUUGUGGAAGUCUUGAUGUCCUCCAAAAUAUGAUGACUGGAGAAAUGCCACUAAGCAGUGAUAGGAGCGCCAUUGUAUAUCCUCUUCAUGUAGAGAAUGAUUUGGAUUCUGAUAUAAGUGAUGAGUGAUAUAAGUUAUGCUAAAUACAGCUUUUUCUUUUUUUAACUGAUGCCCAUGUUUGAUCUGCGUCCAGAGAGUAAUACAUUUCUGAAGAAAUUUAACACAUUCAUAUUCAUGUUCAUAUUCACCUCUCUGGUGAACUACAUGGGUAAAUAAUGGUUAAAGAAGCACUCCCACAGAAAUUGUAUUCUCUGGCCCUUUAGAAAGGUACAUGAUGCAAAUUGUAGUGAAGGUAAUCUUCUUAUCUGUGACUGUAGUUGUGAGUUAUAACCUCCCUUCUGGU
Messenger RNA from Bufo bufo (common toad), 1497 nucleotides. RefSeq names its product HEN methyltransferase 1 (gene HENMT1). NCBI's taxonomy places the organism in Eukaryota, Metazoa, Chordata, Amphibia, Anura, Bufonidae. Gene Ontology annotation, biological process: siRNA processing; RNA methylation; piRNA processing. Gene Ontology annotation, molecular function: O-methyltransferase activity; RNA methyltransferase activity. Gene Ontology annotation, cellular component: cytoplasm; nucleus. The record is from RefSeq and is a predicted model, not a curated record. The transcript is spliced from 7 exons. The coding region runs from base 95 to 1222 and encodes 375 amino acids.